This is a messenger RNA of Musca vetustissima, 3011 nucleotides long. RefSeq names its product ubiquitin carboxyl-terminal hydrolase 31-like. The record is from RefSeq and is a predicted model, not a curated record. The annotation marks the transcript as partial. NCBI's taxonomy places the organism in Eukaryota, Metazoa, Arthropoda, Insecta, Diptera, Muscidae. Gene Ontology annotation, biological process: protein deubiquitination. Gene Ontology annotation, molecular function: cysteine-type deubiquitinase activity. The transcript has 3 exons.
AACAAUUAUGGCCGUCCAGAUGAAAUAAUUGCCGCCGAAACAUUAGCCAAUCAUAUACGCUGCAACAACUCCUUUGUUCAAGCCGUAUUCCAAGCACAAUUUCGUUCAUCUCUCACCUGUCCGCGAUGUAAAAAACAAUCGAAUACAUUCGAUCCAUUCCAUUGCAUAUCGGUACAACUGCCACAGCUGACACAGCAGACAAUCUUUGCCACCGUUGUCUAUCUGCAAAAGCAGCCAAGGCAAAUGCGUAUGGGUCUAACCGUUACUGCCGGUUCACCAAUUGUGGCCUUAAGGGAACAACUGCAUAAAGAUACGGGAAUACGAACGGAACAAAUGGUCUUGGUCGAUUUGCAAAAGGAGGGAUUUAUGCGCGUGUUUUAUGAUUCACAGCCGGUUAACACCUUGGAUGGUAAUGAGACAAUUUAUUGUAUAGAGGUGCCAUUGGAAAAGGAGGAAAUAACCAAUAAAAGCAAUAAUGAGGCAACAACAAAUACCAAUGCUCCUGGUGUUGGUGGCAAUUCUACAACGACAACCUCAACAACAACAACUGCCAAUAAUCCACAAUCAGCAAAUCUGUUGGUGUUGGUGGCAAAUGUCAAGAAAACCAAGUUGAAAAAUGAAGACUCCUCAAAGGAGGAUGUGGUUAGCUUGGAACGUUUUGGUGCUCCAUUUUGUUUACAAAUACCACGUGAUUGUUCAUAUGCCGAAUUGCAGAAGAAGCUAUUGAAGGAAAUGGCAGCCAUUUUAAAACCCGAAGUAUUUUCCUAUUCAACACCCUUGAAAGAAAUGUUUCAAAUACGUUUACAAGAUCCUUCGGCAGAUCCUGACACCUUUAUUGAGCAGGUUGAACAUCCCCUACUAACGGAAAUGAUUGAUUUGGCUUUGUCCGUGUUAUCAGCUGAAGCUGGUCCACCACAUAUAAAAUUACUACUUGAGUGGCCAGAACCAGAGGCUUAUUUUUCCGACCUCUCUGAUCAUGUGGUGGAACAUGAAAGUGUACCCCGCCUAUUGGCGAAUAAAACAAAUGACACCGCCACCCUAACUUUGGAACAAUGUCUGGAACAUUAUACCAAAGCUGAAACAUUGAGUGCUGAAGAUGCCUGGCGUUGUCCCCAUUGCCAGGAAUAUUUACCGGUUGUGAAGACAUUAGGUUUAUGGUCAUUACCUGAUAUUUUAGUUGUACAUUUCAAACGCUUCCGCCAACAUCAUGGCAAGGGCCAAAAUGCCGCCAAGCUAACCACAAUGGUUAAGUUUCCAUUGCAUUCCUUUGAUAUGUCACCACAUUUAGCCAAAGAGGUGCAUGAAACCACAGCCGCAACAUUAUCGGCAAGUUCAGCUGCACAACAGCAUCAAACCCGUCCAAGUCCUUGGCGUAAAUCAAAGCCGGGAGAUUCACGGUCUUCCACAUUGAGUUCUCGUGAUAAUCGUGAAACUCGUUAUGACCUCUAUGCCGUCUGUUAUCAUCAGGGUGAUACACUGGAAACGGGUCAUUAUACUGCCGCCUGUAAAAAUCCCUAUGAUCGUCAAUGGUAUAAAUUUGAUGAUCAACGGGUCACCAAAGUACCCAAUGAAAAUAUGCCCGAAGAAAUCAUUAAUAAUGAGGCUUAUAUGUUAUUCUAUCAAAGGAGAACAUCUGAAAAUGCUGAAUGUUCGGGUUCUAGUUCAAAUUCCAGUGAUCAUUGGGUAUCACGUAUAGCACCGCCACCAACAACGACGGCACAAUGCUCAAAUGUCCAAUCAGUUUUAAAUAAAUCCAAGGAGACUCUUAAAUCGGAAACGAAUGUGGACAAACCUUCUGAAGUGAGUGCCAAGGAAGAGAAAAUUGAGGUUGUUGUGGAAAAACAUCUUAGUCCUGAGAUACAGAGCAAUAAACCAUCGACUGCGGCAUCUACGGCAAAGGAUGAAAAGGAAUUUACUGAAAUCCCCACACCAUUGGAAGAAACAGUAAUCGGCAAUGCCUCUAAUUUGGAUGCUUUGGAGGAACUUUUGGAUUAUGCAGAUGCUGAGGUUAUACACGACAUCAACGAUCUAACUGAAGCUAUGGCCGAUAAUAAAGAUCUCACACCGGAAGAAAAUAAUGAAAUUUUCACCAUGGAUGAGGAUUGUAAAUUGGAUGAGGAAAUCAAAACAGACCCCUGCAAUCAUUCGACAGAUAAUGCUCAAGAAAAUAUCAAUGCCAACAACAAUGCUACAAAUUAUUUACAUACCAAUGGUCAUGGCAAGGAUAUCAAAUCUAAAUCUCCACUAUCUCUUAAAAAAUUAAAUGGCUUUGAGAAACAUCACAACAACAAUAACAAUAAAUCCAUAGCCAGCUCAAAUUCCUCAACAUCAUCCUCUUCUUCUGCAUCCCUGGCAUCAACACAAUCAUUAAACAAAGGUCAACAACAGGCAGAAACUGCCAAACUUAAAGAUAAUACCGCUGAUGAUGGCUUACAAACAAAAACCAAUGGCUUUUCAUCUUCGAACAUAGUUGCCACAUCCAAGGCCAUUUCGAAUUCGGCACCCAACGAUAAAGAACAUUUACUUUCGACAAGUUUAAAAAGUAAUAGCAGCAGUAUUAUUAGCUCCGCCUUAGCGGGACAUUUUCAAACGUAUCGCCAACCAUGGCAUGGUAGUCGUUCAAGUGUUUCGGCUGUCGAAAAUGCCAUAUAUCCGAGCAGUAGUAGUACUUCCACAGGCGGAGCAAAUAACACAACUCACCCUUCGUUGCAUUUGCGUCAUUCCUUUUCGACGGCAUCAAAUUAUCGUCUACGUGAAUGUAGUGAUACUUUGUCAUCGGUAUUGCGCAAUUCGGUGAAUACUUGCAGCAAGGAUACGCUAUUGUUUUUGGAUCAACAACAGCAUCACAACCACCAUCAUCACCACCACCAUCAUCAUCAUCACCGGCAUCAUCAUAGUCUAAUGGAGGAUGAUGAUGAUUCGUCAACAUUUAUGGGCAGUCGAUCGUUGUGGAUAUCACCGGUUACGCCCCACAAACUUAUAACAGUAUCGCCGAAAAAUUAAUAAAGAAA